Messenger RNA from Funneliformis geosporum, 287 nucleotides. NCBI's taxonomy places the organism in Eukaryota, Fungi, Glomeromycota, Glomeromycetes, Glomerales, Glomeraceae. The record is from the annotation of a GenBank genome assembly.
GAUAUUGUCAUAAGGAUUUUCAUAGAAAUAUAUUGCUAAAUGAACAUCAAUCUUCUUAUGUUUCAGAUUUUGGAUUAACAGAACUAGCAGAUAAGCAAAAAUCAAAUGACAAAUAUAUGGAUUUUGGUAUAAUUAUGGCUGAAUUAUCAACUGGAAAUCCUCCAUUUUAUGAUAGAAAACAUGAUGUGUCUUUAGCCUUAGAUAUUUGUAAUGGACUUCGUCCUGAAUUUGGAAAAGGAACUCCUGAAUUUUAUAAGGAAUUGGCUUAUAGAUGUAUGAGAUUUUGA